This is a messenger RNA of Coffea arabica (coffee), 1952 nucleotides long. Its product is annotated as butanoate--CoA ligase AAE1. Lineage: Eukaryota; Viridiplantae; Streptophyta; Magnoliopsida; Gentianales; Rubiaceae. The record is from RefSeq and is a predicted model, not a curated record.
UUUGUUUUAUUGUAUUCUUAACUGUAUAUAAACCAUUUUGAGCUCCACAACUGAGGAUAUAUAUGAAGUGUCUGAUCCGGCGUUAUCAUCAGAUCAUGCGUGCAUUUUCGAAGUAGAGGUCAGCCAUCAUCUUUCUGAUAAUGCAAGGCAUGGUCGUCUGCUCAGCAAACUAGACCAUGCGCGCAUUUUUGAAGUAGAGGUCUGCCAUCAUCUUUCUGAUAAUGGAAGGUAUGGUCGUCUGCUCAGCAAACUAUGUACCUCUCACUCCCAUUAGCUUCCUAGAGCGUGCAGCAUUUGUUUAUGGACAAAGGGUCUCCAUGGUUUUUGGAGAUACACGGUAUUUGUGGAAGGAGACGCAUGAAAGAUGCAUCAGGCUGGCUUCUGCUCUUUCUCAGUUGGGAAUUACCAGCGGCGACAUCGUUGCAGCUGUGGCGCCCAAUAUACCAGAACUUUAUGAGCUGCAAUUUGGAGUUCCAAUGACCGGUGCUGUCCUUUGUGCCCUUAACCCAAAGUUGAAUGCAACGACUUUAGCCGUCAAACUGCAGCAGCUAGAAGCCAAAGCAAUUUUUGUAGAUUAUGAGUUUACCAAAGUCGUCCUGGAAGCGCUUGGAUCAUUAUCUCAGACUAAAAACAAUUCUCCAGUCCUAAUCCUAAUCCAAGAAAACCAUACAAAUGCUUCCUCAGCCACUCCAAUUAACUUUCGACUGGAUUAUCAUGCACUUCUUGCAACAGGGAAACUGGAUUUCGAUAUCAGCUAUCCUAAAUCCGAAUGCGACCCAAUUUCAAUAUGUUAUACUUCUGGCUCCACCAGCAAACCAAAAGGAGUGAUCUACAGCCACAGAGCUGCCUAUCUAAAUUCACUUGGAGAAAUUUUUAGAAUAGGCAUGCGACAAAAGCCCGUGUUUCUUUGGACAGUAGACAUGUUCCGAUGCAACGGUUGGUGUUUCCCCUGGACGAUGGCCGCAUUGGGAGGCACUAAUAUAUGUCUCAGAGAUGUAACGGGGACAGCCAUUUUAAAUUCCAUUUUUCUUCACGAUGUCACCCUAUUUUGCGGUCCACCAAUCCUCUUAAGCAAGAUUGCUGAAACGCUAGCAGCUGAUCCGCAACCGUUGCCUCAGAAGGUGGAUGUUAUUGUUGCAGGCGCAGGAGCAUUGCCCGAACCCCAAAUUCAAACCAAACUCGGUGAAUUAGGUUUCAAUAUUAUUUGUGCAUAUGGGAUGAGUGAAGCUCUUGGUCCAGUAACGUCGAGAACAAUUAGAAGAUCCUGUCACGGCGUAACGUCGCAGCUAGAUCAUGAAGAUGCUAGAACAAGAAUUCGCGAAGGAACGCACAACCUAAUAAUUGAGGGAGCCGAUGUAAAACAUCCUACAACCAUGGAAAGUGUCCCAGCUGAUGGGAAAACUGUUGGACAAAUAAUGUUUAGGAGCAAUACAUUAAUGUCGGGGUACUUGAAAAAUGCUCAGGCAACUGAGGAAGCCUUUGAGGGAGGAUGGUAUAGGACGAAGGACCUUGGAGUGAAGCAUCCUGAUGGUUAUAUACAAAUGAAGGAUCGGGCCAUCGAUGUGAUCAACAGUGGGGGUGAGAUUGUAAGUUCUUUAGAAAUUGAAGGCGUGAUAAUUAGGCACCCUAUGGUUUCAGAGGUUGCAGUUGUUGGAAGGCCUGAUGAGUUACUUGGGGAGACACCUUGUGCUUUUGUGAAGUUGAAAGACGGGUGUUGUAUUGUUGAGGAAGAGAUUAUGGAUAUUUGUGCUAGUCAUUUGCCUGAGCAUAUGAGGCCUAAGAGUGUUUUCUUUGGGGAAUUGCCCGUAAAUUCCACUGGUAAAGUACAAAAAUUUGUUCUUAGAGAUAGGCUAAUUAAGGGGGAUGGGAAGUCCCUCUAGCUUAGCGUUCAUCUGUAUCUAUCUCUUUCUGCGACUUUUCAUGACAGUUCAUAUUUUCUUAAUCAACCACCA